Molecule: messenger RNA, 4710 nt
Organism: Anoplopoma fimbria (sablefish)
Lineage: Eukaryota; Metazoa; Chordata; Actinopteri; Perciformes; Anoplopomatidae
Product: calmodulin-binding transcription activator 1-like
Exons: 23
Coding region: 1-4710 (1569 amino acids)
Biological process (GO): regulation of transcription by RNA polymerase II
Cellular component (GO): nucleus
Molecular function (GO): double-stranded DNA binding; transcription coregulator activity; protein binding
Source: RefSeq, a predicted model, not a curated record
AUGGCUGCCGAAAACAAGCCGGAAGGACUGAAGAAGAUAAGAAAUCCAGAGCGAAUGGUCAGGAUCGCCGUUGGUUACACAGGACACACCCCUCCCAAGAGUGACGACACUGACGCCAACAAUGAGCCAGGCCAGUUGAAGAUCUACCUUCCUAAGAAGCUGCUAGAGUGUCUGCCCAAAUGUUCCUCUCUGCCCAAGGAGCGCCAUCGCUGGAACACCAACGAGGAGAUUGCUGCAUAUCUCAUCACUUUUGAGAAACAUGAUGAGUGGCUGACGACAUCGCCAAAAACCAGGCCUCAAAAUGGCUCUAUGAUCCUCUACAACCGUAAGAAGGUGAAGUACAGGAAGGAUGGCUACUGCUGGAAGAAAAGGAAAGAUGGGAAGACCACCAGAGAGGAUCACAUGAAGCUCAAAGUCCAGGGAGUAGAGUGUCUGUAUGGCUGCUACGUCCACUCCUCCAUCAUCCCCACCUUCCAUCGUAGAUGCUAUUGGCUGCUGCAGAACCCAGACAUUGUUCUGGUACACUACCUGAAUGUACCGGCAGUGGACGAUAGCGGGAAGCCAUGUGGUCCUGUCCUCUGCUCCAUCAACACAGACAGGAAGGAGUGGGCCAAGUGGAGCAAGGAGGAGCUCAUUGGACAACUCAAACCCAUGUGUGCUGGAAGCAGCCUGCAUCAGAAAUGUUCCAGUGUCAAGCAGCGCAUCAUCUCAUCCAAGCAGGAGUCAGGGGCAGCAGCGGGAGGUGGAGCUGCAGCAGAGGUCCAGAACAGCGAUGUGUCAGAGGGCCAGACAGAGCGCAGUCCUGGAGGGGCCAGGAGUAGAGCAGGUGGAGGAGAGAGGAGGAACGGCAGGAUAAACAACAAACCCUCCCUGCUCCCACAGAGCAGCAUGGAAGUGUCCUCAUCUACCUCCACCAACCAGGUGGAGGUCCCUGACACCACCCAGAGCUCCCCAUUGUCAAUCACCAGCGACAUGGCUGAUAGUCCCGCUCUGGCCAUUGGGUCUGGCUUGACACAGAGCACAGCUGUGUUCAUGUCUGAGGUAACCACACUGACUGGGGAUUCAGUUUACUCUGCAGGCCACACCCACCUGCUGGCAUCCACCCAUGAGAGCACCACCGCUGGCAUCCUGUUGGCUGUUGCCCCUGAAAACCAGAGGUUUGCGUCGUUUCCUGGUGGUGUGGGCUUAGGGGAGGGAGGAGAGUUGGUGUUGUCUAGCUCUUUAGACUCUGGUGGAGGAGUCAGCCUUCCUGAGACCACCAUGACCUUUGACCCUGAUUGCUUCCUCAACAAUCCCAAGCAGGGCCAGACGUAUGGAGGAGGUGGAGGGAAGGCUGAGGGAUGUAACGGUGAUGAUGGAGGACUCAACUGCCCCUCCAACGAGUUUGUCUACAACCAAGCCCUUGUCAACAACAUCAAGACGGAACCUGCGCCCCUAGAGCCGCCGCUGGCCACUCAGAGCAGCUAUGUAGGGGAAGGCACAGGCCUCAGCCCCAGCACCACGCUGGAGCAGAUGGACUUCAGUGCUGUGAUGUCAUCAGCCUGUGUCCCGAGUCUGACCCAGCCUGCACAUCACCCCUCCCCCAGUCUCUUCCUCCAGGCCUCCCCCCAGACAAGCCAGUCCUCCCAGCUGCAGACCAACGGUACUGAGGGAACACAGGAAUCAGGCGAGGCCCAGGCUUAUAUAGGCCUACCCACGGUGUCAACAGACACACCAGUCACCAAUGGAGACUCGCAUACACACCUCCACCAAGCCAGCCCAGACCAGCAGGGCCUGUGUGGAAGGAACGGACAAGCGACAAUGAGCUCCUUUCCUCUAACACCACAGGAUACGACCGCCGAGCAGUCAGGCAGCGGGGGACAUCGAGCGGUCGGGUGCUUAGACAAAACUUCUGAAAAUGGAGGGGAGUUGCUUCUCAAGCCUGGGGAUCCUCACGUGGCCUACACAAGCGUUGACACCGAACACUACCUGCAACCAACUGAUGACAAUGGAGGAGGAGAGGAGGGGGCCAAUAGUUCAGUGGUGGCCAGUCCUCAGUCAAUAGCUGCUGGUACAAGCAUUGAGGGGGCCCUCUACAGCUCUCCUCUUCCUCAGCAAGGUGGGGGGGUUUCAGCUACAACAACAGGGGCAGGAGCGGCCAUUAGUCUGGAAGGCUUUGAGGCCUCCUUUGGAAGCCAGUUCUCUGAUCUCAUCAAUGAUUUCAUCUCAGUCGAGGGGUCUGGAGGUGGGGUGGGGGCAGCUGUGACUGGGGUUCUAAUGCCUCAGGAGGGGGCAGCAGGAGAGGAGCAGGGCACAGGAGCGGGACACCUGCAGGGCUCGGAGGUGGAGCAGGGAGCUCUGGGGCUGCUCCAGGAGACUGGGAGGUUGUUCGGUGUGACAGACUACUCCCCAGAGUGGUCUUAUCCAGAGGGUGGAGUGAAGGUGCUUAUCACAGGUCCGUGGUUGGAGUCGAGCAGUGAGUACAGCUGUCUCUUUGACCACAUCAGUGUCCCGGCUGCCCUCAUCCAGCCCGGGGUGCUGCGCUGCUACUGCCCAGCGCAUGACACGGGACUGGUGAUGCUGCAGGUAGCUAUGGGUGGUGAGGUCAUCUCUUCCUCUGUGGUUUUCGAAUACAAGGCGCGUGACCUACCUGCCCUGCCAUCUUCACAGCACGACUGGCUGUCCCUAGAUGAUACCCAGUUCAGGAUGUCCAUCCUGGAGCGUCUUGAGCAGAUGGAACAGAGGAUGGCUGAGAUAACCAAUCAGAACCCCAGCUCAGAAACCAUGGCAACCAAGGGAGGAGGAUUGGAGGGAGGAGGAGCUACUGAUCAGCAGUCGCAAAUUCCUACCGAUCAAGGUUCGUUUGAGGGUCGUGUUGUGGUGGUGUGUGAGAAGAUGAUGUCUCAGCCCUGCUGGGCUUCAUCUAAUCAGCUCGUCCACAGUAAGAACUCCAGAGGAAUGACCUUACUGCAUCUGGCUGCAGCUCAGGGCUAUGCAGGGCUCAUUCAGACACUCAUUCGCUGGCGCACAAAACAUGCUGACAGUAUUGACCUCGAGCUAGAGGUGGAUCCUCUCAACGUAGACCACUUCUCCUGUACUCCAUUGAUGUGGGCAUGUGCUUUGGGCCACACUGAGGCAGCAUUGGUGCUUUACCAAUGGGACCCAAGAGCUCUGGCUAUUCCUGAUUCGCUGGGACGCUUGCCGCUCAACAUCGCCCGAUCCCGGGGCCACACUCGAUUGGCUGAGCUCCUAGAGCAGCUGCAACAGACUCCUCAAGCUCAAGGCCAGCCUGCUGACACUUGGAUGGACAGGUGGAGAGGAGAGUCACAGACCAGCGGAAUAAGCAACAGCCCUACGCCAAACCCUAACUCAGAGCUGAGGAGAGCCAGGACGGAGAGCCAGCCAGACAACCAGAACCCGAGCUGGAGCCAAACAGGACACAGAGCCCUACAGGGAACCCAGGGAGAUCAGGGAGGCCCACCCCCAGCCAAGAGACUCAAACCCAGCCCCGACACCCAGCAACAGCUAGCUAACUCAACCCCUGUUACCAACACCCUCACCACCCUCCUAAACUCGUCCCCCAGUCCUAACCCUCAAUGCUCUCUCCUCCCCAACACCUUACAAACUCAACCCUCCAACCUCAGCUGUCAGAACGCACCUCCCGCCAGCUCCAGCCCAAAUCGGCCUCAGCUCCCCAGCCCUCCAAUCUCCCACCUGCAGGCCAGGAUAGGGGGGUCUGGAGGGGGCACCAGGUGGAGUCUGAGACAGACUCUGGGGCAGCGUAGCCUAGCCAGGAGGAUUCUAGGAAAAGAACGACUGGCCAUUCACCUGCGCCAAAGGGUGCUGUCUGACAGGGGAGAGGAGACAGAGCUGCUGACCUAUCAGGAUAACACAGAGGACCUGCAGAUGGACAUUACGAUGCUAGCUGAUCACAUCAUGGAGGCUUCAACUUGUAGGCUUAAGCAGGAGGAUAUGGAGACUGAAACAGACUCCAGGAAAUUGGAGAUCAGCAGUGAUGUCAAGUUACUGUCUGGUUACCUCGGUGAGGUGGAGAGGUUUCUAAGCUCCAAGUCCCAGACACCGAGCCCCAAACCAAACUCUCUCUCAGGGCCUGAGGAUCAGCAGAGUCCUCAGGCUAAAGAAGCCCUAUCCUCCCUCUCUGACUGGACCUCCUUCCUCUGUGCAGCUAUGAAAGAAGAGAGGUUGAAUACUGACUCCUGUCUAGCCAUGACUGAGGCAGAGCAGGGGGAGCUGUAUGAGACCAUCAGGCAUGCUCUGCACUCCCUCAGAAAACACAAGGGUCCCAUUCAGGAACAACGUAAAGAGAUUGCAGCAGUGAUUCAGCGCUGCUAUAAGAGAUACAAGCAGUAUGCACUUUAUAAGAGGAUGACCCUGGCAGCCAUCCUGAUCCAGAGUCGUUUCCGGAGUUUCCAUGAGAAGAGGAAGUUCCAACAGAGUCGAAAAGCAGCGGUCCUCAUCCAGCAAUACUACCGCUCCUAUAGACACUCCCUCGGGUACUUCACUCUCUCUCUCACACACAGAAAGGGCAUUAUUCUCCAAAAGAUUUCUUCUUACUCCUGUGUCUUCCCUUACAGAAGCCUCCUGACGAAAAAACAGAACCAGGCUGCUCGCAAGAUCCUGAGAUUCCUGCUCCGAUGCCGCCACAGCCCCUUGAUGGACCAUAGGCCUCUGAAACGGGGCCAGAGAGCAGAGAAAGGCCAGGGGUCCUGA